Molecule: messenger RNA, 4218 nt
Organism: Pogonomyrmex barbatus (red harvester ant)
Lineage: Eukaryota; Metazoa; Arthropoda; Insecta; Hymenoptera; Formicidae
Gene: Opa1
Product: Opa1 mitochondrial dynamin like GTPase
Biological process (GO): peroxisome fission; mitochondrial fusion; intracellular distribution of mitochondria
Cellular component (GO): cytoplasm; mitochondrial membrane; microtubule
Molecular function (GO): GTPase activity; microtubule binding; GTP binding
Source: RefSeq, a predicted model, not a curated record
AACACGAAUACUAGGAAAUAAUAUGACCAAUUAAACUAGUUUUACUUAGUUUUCCGGAAGUGACUAGCUAUUAUGUGAUAUUCAAACUGGACAGUCUAGGAAUUUUUUUUGCUGUAAUUUGGUAUUAUUUUAAAAGGGAAUAGGGACAUGAAACAAUCUUGUGGCAAUCGUGCAAUGCGCGAUGUUCCCGACAAGUGGAUUUCUGAAGGUGUAUGUAAUAUAAAUCCGGGUUGUCGGCUUUUUGAGACAUUUUACACCUUUGAUUCUUUGACUUACGUCACGUGUACUUCAUAACGCAUGCACAAAAAAUUUCGUGAAUAUUUUUCGCCCAUCAGAAACGCUGUUAUUUGUCGACGACAGGCAACGAUCGCUCUCGUACAAUGGAGCAAAUCAUAUGUGGAAGAUUCGGCCAUAGCAUUUUACUAAUCUCCAGGCAUCCAGUAACAAUCGUUAGUACGCGAAAAUUAAUGUCCGGAAAAUUUAAUAGAAACUGCAGACCAUUGUUAGCAUCGCCACAACUAAGAUACUUUGCAAAUCCACAUCGUGGAUAUGUGAUGAUAGUAACAAGGAUUUUAAGGGGUGCGUUAAAGAUUCGAUACCUUCUUUUAGGAGGUGCAGUCGGCGGUGGCGUUACUCUGCAGAAGAAAUAUGAACAAUGGAAGGAAGGAUUACCCGAUAUGAAAUGGAUAGAAACUCUGAUGCCCAAUGAAAAACAAUGGCAAGAUUUUCGUGAAUCGCUUUUGACGCUUAAGACUAAUGUUGCCGAUAAAAUUGAGAUCGAUCCGCGUAUAAGGGAAUUUGGAUUAUCUAAAUAUCAGGAAUAUAGAAAUUGGUUUGAUCAAAGACUAGAUAACGCUAUUAAGGCAGCAGAAAGCCAUCAGGAUAAUUAUCAAGAGAAUAAUUCGCAGAGUGCAUUUGAUACUAUCUCGAUGGUAGCUAAACAAACUUAUUCAGCAGACACAAAAGAGCAGUUGUCUAAAAAUGUGGUUGCAUUUGCACGUCCAUUGGCUAGUGAUAAUAUUGAAGAGGAACGUAAGAAAGCUCAAUCUUCACAGCAAAGAAUGAAUGCUAUGCAAGACGAGUUGAUGCAGAUGCAAUUAAAAUAUCAACGUGAAAUAGAGAGACUGGAAAGAGAGAACAAAGAAUUACGCAAACAGAUACUUUUACGGGGAAGCCAGAAGUUUAACAAUAAAAAAAUCAAGAAAUCAUUAAUUGACAUGUAUAGCGAUGUCUUGGAUGAGCUUAGUGAUUAUGAUAGUGCCUAUUCUACUGCUGAUCAUUUACCUAGAGUAGUAGUUGUUGGUGAUCAAAGCUCCGGGAAAACAUCCGUGCUCGAAAUGAUUGCUCAAGCGAGGAUAUUCCCAAGAGGCGGUGGUGAAAUGAUGACGAGAGCACCAGUUAAAGUCACAUUAAGUGAAGGUCCUUAUCACAUAGCACAAUUCAAAGACAGUUCCAGAGAAUUCGACCUCACGAAAGAAUCGGAAUUAGCUGAGCUCAGACGGGAAGUAGAACUGCGAAUGAAGAAUAGUGUUAAGAAUGGAAAGACAGUCAGUCCGGACGUCAUUUCUAUGACGGUGAAAGGACCGGGUCUUCAACGUAUGGUUCUAGUCGAUUUACCUGGUAUUAUUAGCACAGUGACUGUUGAUAUGGCAGAAGAUACUCGCGAGGCGAUCAAACAAAUGAGCCAGCAGUAUAUGAGUAAUCCUAACGCGAUUAUUCUCUGUAUACAAGAUGGCUCCGUCGAUGCGGAAAGGAGUAACGUGACUGAUCUCGUGGCUCAAAUGGAUCCGUCAGGCAAAAGAACGAUCUUUGUUUUGACGAAAGUCGACAUGGCGGAAGAGAAUUUAACAAAUCCCGAAAGAUUGCGUAAAAUAUUAUCUGGCAAACUAUUUCCAAUGAAGGCGUUAGGCUAUUUUGCCGUAGUCACUGGCCGUGGCAGACAGGAUGACAGUAUACAAACGAUUAAAGAUUACGAGGAGAAAUUCUUUCGCAAUUCUAAACUUUUCAAAGAUGGUUUAGCGAUGUCUGGUCAAGUGACUACCAAAAAUUUGAGCUUGGCGGUAGCCGAAUGCUUUUGGAAAAUGGUUCGCGAAACGGUAGAACAACAAGCGGAUGCAUUCAAAGCCACGAGAUUCAAUUUGGAAACAGAAUGGAAGAAUAAUUUUCCGAGAUUGAGGGAGCUGGACAGAGACGAGCUUUUCGAAAAAGCGCGAGGUGAAAUUUUGGACGAGAUAGUUAACUUAUCCCAAGUAUCGCCGAGACAGUGGGAGGAAGUGCUAAUGGCUCGAAAUUGGGAUAAAGUCAGCAUGCAUGUUUUCGAGAACAUCUAUCUGCCUGCUGCUCAAAGCGGAAAUCCAAAUACAUUUAAUACUACUGUUGACAUUAAGCUCAGGCAUUGGGCAGAACAGCAACUGCCUGCGCGUAGUGUUGAAAGUGGAUGGGAAUGUUUGCAGCAGGAAUUCCAGAAUUUUAUGACGCGGGCUCGGCUUAGUCCGGAUCACGAUGAUAUCUUCGACAACCUUAAGAAUGCCGUUGUGAGUGAGGCAAUGAGGCGUCAUUCAUGGGAAGAGAAGGCAUCAGAAAUGCUACGUGUUAUUCAACUUAACAUUCUGGAAGACAGAAGCGUGAAUGACAAACGUGAAUGGGACCAAGCGGUACGUUUUCUAGAAACUUCGGUUAAGGAAAAAUUACAAAACACAGAACAAAUUUUGCGCGAUAUGUUGGGUCCUAAUCGCAAGGAACGGUGGCUGUAUUGGCAUUGUCAAACCGAGGAGCAACAGAAACGUACGGCAGUUAAGAAUGAGCUAGAUAAAAUUCUUUACGCUGACAAGACACUUACCUUACAGAAACACACACCUACUCUAACGCACGACGAGCUCACAGCUGUUAGGAAGAAUUUACAAAGAAACGGAUUAGAAGUCGAUAAUGAAUUCAUUCGAGAAACGUGGCAUCCUGUAUAUAGGAGAUUUUUCUUACAACAAAGUCUAGCGAGAGCAUACGAUUGCAGGAAAGGGUAUUAUUUAUAUCAUACUGGACACGAAAGCGAAAUGGAAUGCAAUGACGUAGUGCUCUUUUGGCGAAUUCAGCAAAUGCUGAAAGGCACUGCGAAUGCGCUCAGGCAACAAAUCAUGAAUAGAGAAGCUCGAAGAUUGGAAAAGGAAAUUAAGGAAGUUCUUGAGGAUUAUAGUCAAGAUAACGAAAUCAAGCAAAAGUUGCUUACAGGCAGACGAGUUGUAUUAGCAGAAGAACUCAAACGGGUCAGGCAAAUUCAGGAGAAACUAGAAGAAUUUAUUCAAGCGCUAAAUAAAGAAAAAUGAACGUGUCGUAAAGGAAAUAUUAAAAUUGAGUACUAUAUUGCCCACAGAGCGAAUCUUUGAUGUGAUUCGCGAGAUUGAACGGAGAUAAAUGAAUAUUUAAAGAUUAAUGUCUCGAGAAAAACCGGAGAUACACAUUGCAGAUUUCUAUACUUUGAUUCGGGAAACGAUCGGCGAUUGAAGUACCGAAUUCACGACUCGUUGGGCAGAUUAAUGCAGAUGUGUAAUGUCUCACGUAAGCGACUGCCUAUGCUGUUAGUAACUUUAUAUAACAUAAAUUAUAAUAAACUGCAAUCUGAUACGAUUUAGAUGUAAAUAUGUGAUAUGUGAUUGAAACAUAAAAGAAUCUUAUUUAUAUGUACUAGGAUUCUUAAAAUAUACUGAAUAAUAAUAUUAUAGUUGUUGGCUAAACUAUCAUGUUGAUACAAAAGUGCAAUAGUACAAUAUUAUCAUGUUAUGAUAAUAAAUCUACGGUAUUAUGAGCGAUAAUGAUGAUAAAAAAACGAGACUGUUAUUAGAUAGAAUUUGCGAAUAUAAAAUAAAUGCAAAAAUUAUAGAAAAUGUACAAAAUGCUUCGAAGGAACUAGUAAAAUAUUCAUGUAUCUGACAAGUCAGUUAAUGACUAAUAUAAAAAUUUCUCUAAUAGAAAAUUCAGGUACAUUUGAUGUUACCAUUUUGUUUUAUGCUAAAAAGAAAAAAAUUAUGACUUUUUUAUUAUUGUAUUAUUCUAACAAAUUUAUCAUCGAAUUUACAUUCGGAAAACAUUCUUUUCUUGGGAAUAGUUAUAUGAAUAUGUCUCGUAAGAAGCUUAUAUUUUUGGCAGCUAUAAGUAUCUUUUUAGACACACAAUAAGUGUUUAAUAAACUUGUCCAAAAGAAUAAAAAAUUAAAAUAUUUCAUCAUUA